CCUUCGGGUUUCCAGCAAACUGGAACGCUUGACUGGCUGAGCAAGAGAAACAGAGUGUUAAGAUUUUUUUUCUUCUCCAAGUUGGCACCUACGUAUAGAACCCGGUGAUUUUGCUACACUUGGGACAUCCACGGAUGGUGAACUGUUCUGUGGAGCUUUUAUUAAAUAGUCAUUGCUUUGGUUGUCAGAGAGGAUACAAUACAUUUUUCGAUUUGCCAGAAGUGAACAUGCUAAAUACCGAAGAAAGUACCUCGUUAAUGGGCUCCAAGCUCCAGUGCUCCAGACACCACGCUCCAGGGCCUCUGUGGUGCUCCGAUGCCCCUCACCCACAGGCGAAGAUCCCGGGUGGGCGAGGGAUAAGCAGGGAUCACUCUCUCAAUGUACUGCAACACAAGGACGACCGGCUGACGGUGACACAGGCCGCCUCUGCGAACGGGACGCCCCCUGUCCUGCACUUCCAGUACCAGCUGAGCGAGCGCCGCACGUCCUGCUGGGAGACGGUGUUCUACUCCAACAGCCUGUUCCUGGAGAUCCCACAGGGGUCGCUCCCAGAGGGGAGCAAAGAGGGCCUCACCAGUCUGCUGGAGUUCGCUGAGGAGAAGCUGAAAGCCAGCCACAUCUUCCUGUGGUUCAGCAAAGGCAGAGAGGAUCGACUGUCCAUUACGAAAACUUUCCACUAUAUGGGCUUUGAGGUUGUGAAGCCAGGCCACCCCCUGGUACCUGCCCGGGCAGACCUCCUCUUCAUGGUCUACUCUCUGGAUCACGCCAGCUCUGAUGAAGAAUGAAGACGCUCUCCUCGGACCCGAGCCCCUCUCUGUCCACCCCAGUCCCCUCUCCCGCUGCUGCCCAGCACUGUGCUAUAUGAGCAGUUCAAGGCUAAUCUCUGCGGGACACUUAAACUCUACCCUCUUGGACUGCGGGUGGGGGGACUGAGUGCUCAUCCCAUUUGUUGUUCUACAUCCUACCAUGUGUCUUGGGAGUCCUUGACUCUUGCAACUGGGUCACUUGGUGCUAAAGUACUUCAUAUCCUCUGAAACCCUGCAACUAAAUAUCAAGGUCUGAUUUUCUUCGUAGAUCUUUGUAGAUCAUACAUAUAACGUGCUGCAGACCCUGUCAGAGAAGGACAGGGGUAAUCAUGGGAAGCAUGCAUAGAGGGUGGGUAUGGGGACUGGCCUGUAUCGGGUGCAUUUUGAUUAAUGACGAUUGUAAUCACUGUUAUAUUUCCCAAUGUCUCUUCUAGGGUAGUGCAUUGCAAGAGUAUACUCUUCUAUUAGAAGUUAUGUUUUUCUACUUCAGUCAUUCUGUAAUCACACUGGGGUCUUUCAGCUCAGGCUGGUCUUCAUUUAGCAUCUCCUGACUAAGGGGCCUGUGCUAGGGGUGAGGCAGCACAAUUUAAAGCUGGACGUUCCUCCUAGUCGAGCUCCGGUUAGUCAGAGAGGGGGCGUGAAACCCUCGGCAACCCGUCUCAAUCCCUUCAUUCCACGCGCCUGCAGCGCUGGCUGAGUCCAGUCCAUUCCUCAGGGGCGUGGAGGGGAAGUGGAGGAAGGCGUUUGACGGUAAAACGCUGAGCUUGCCAGAAGCGGCGUCACAUGCGGCGAGCGGGGUUUUCAGGGAAAGGGACAGCCGGGAAAGUGAAACUGGCAGUGACGAGCGCUCGGAAAAUCCAGCUGGCACUACACUAGAAAAAUAACCAUCACGCAGCGCGACUGACGUAGUCUUAUCAAGACCCACUUUAGCUUUGGUCUGCUCUGCUCCAUGUUCACGUGGCCCCCAAAGCCCUUCAGUCACAGACUGUACCCGUUUGGUUUCUAACAUUAGAGGUGUGAAUAUUACAAGGGCCUUUCAGUGCCUGCUGAUAUGUGUAGACACAGUCCUGCCCCUCAGUCAAAAGGAAAACAGUGCUGGGAACAUGAAGACUGACGUCCCAAGACCACUUCCAACAAGUUGAGAUUAACUCACACAAUGAGAUAAAGCAGGGAAAGUGACACAAGAGCACUUUAGGAGCACAGCAGCAGAAUAUAUGUACUCAGAAUGUAUCCUGGUCUCCCUUUUUAUUUUGCAGUGUUUGACUGACAGAAUUGCCAAAGAAAUGGUCCCUCCCACUUCCCCGUUAAUAUCAGGAGUUAAGGUCUGCAUUCAGGUUGACCCUGAACAGGAAUCGAGUGCUUUCAGACAAACCCGAUUCUUCGGUCUCUCCUCGAGAUGGAGGCCAGAUGCAGGACUGCCUGGCCAGGUCAGGGAAAUGCACACACAUUCCUUGCUUAUUUGAAACCUUAACUCAAGAGGAGCACGGCUGAGCCAGAAAAUAAAAAGGUUCUGCAAGUACUCGGUAUCCUGUUCUGCCUAUCCACUGUACAACUGCAGGAAGACUUUAGGGGGCUGCUUUUAGUUUCCGUAGCUUUCAAGCAAGCCGUAAUCAUCUUUGGUUUGUAUUCAUCCUUUUUUUUUGCUUUCUUUUCCAUUGUUCCACGUUAGAUUCUGUUUACAGGGAAGUGCAGAUAUUAAUCAUAAUUUGACGAUCCUGACUUGUGUCCUUUGGGAUUUUCUGUUAGAAAAAUGUGAUGUUUUACUUUAUCUUGUCUUUGUAUUGCUUGAGGUAAAAUAAAAGUGGUAUAUAUAUUAA
This is a messenger RNA of Anguilla rostrata (American eel), 2623 nucleotides long. RefSeq names its product ornithine decarboxylase antizyme 2a (gene oaz2a). Gene Ontology annotation, biological process: positive regulation of protein catabolic process. Gene Ontology annotation, cellular component: cytoplasm; nucleus. The record is from RefSeq and is a predicted model, not a curated record. Gene Ontology annotation, molecular function: ornithine decarboxylase inhibitor activity. Lineage: Eukaryota; Metazoa; Chordata; Actinopteri; Anguilliformes; Anguillidae.